AGUUUCUCCAUCAGACUUGGCUUUUCCCUUCCAUUGGAGCAAGUUCUGUCCUUAUAGUUUGAUUUAAGUAAUGCCUUUUUGUUGAGUUUUGUGGUUUUCUAAGUGCUCUUCUUUUUUCUUUUUCUGUUUUUAAAAUUAAAGACCUUUCCCAGUAGGUAACAUAGUUGAGGAAUCCCCCCAUUUUAUAGAAGAUACAGGCCAAUUUAGUGUGUUAGUGGCUUUGCUGGGGCCCAGAGUUUUCUGAUUCUAAGUCUGUAUUAAUUUCCUAGGACCACCAAACAAAGCCACCACAAACUGGAUGGCUUACAACAAGAGAAAUGUAUUUUAUCACAGUUUGGAAGGCUAGAGUCUGAGAUCGAGGUGUUGGCAGGGCUGUGCUCCCUCUGAAGGCUCUAGGGGAAAAUCCUCCCUUGCCCCUCCUCGUUUCUGGUAGCUCCUGGUAAUCCUUGUAAUCCUUGGCCUUUGUAGACACAUCACUCCAGUCUCUGCCUCCAUCAUCACAUGGCAAUGGCUUUCAUCUUCAGAUCUCCCUUUUUCUUAUAAGGACACCAGUCAUUGGAUAUAGGAUCCACCUUAUGCAGUAUGACCUCAUCUUGACUUGAUGACACCUGCAAUGAUCCUGUUUCCAGAUAAGGUGACCGAGCUCAACGAACCUCUCUCCAAUGAAGACCGAAACCUCCUCUCUGUGGCCUACAAGAAUGUGGUCGGUGCCCGGCGGUCUUCCUGGAGGGUCAUCAGCAGCAUCGAGCAGAAAACCACGGCUGACGGGAAUGAGAAGAAGCUGGAGAAGGUUAAGGCUUACCGGGAGAAGAUCGAGAAGGAGCUGGAAACAGUGUGCAAUGACGUGCUGGCCCUGCUGGACAAGUUCCUCAUCAAGAACUGCAAUGACUUCCAGUAUGAGAGCAAGGUCUUCUACCUGAAGAUGAAGGGCGACUACUACCGCUACCUGGCAGAGGUGGCUUCUGGCGAGAAGAAAAACAGUGUGGUCGAAGCUUCAGAGGCAGCCUACAAGGAAGCCUUCGAAAUCAGCAAGGAGCACAUGCAGCCAACACACCCCAUCCGGCUGGGCCUGGCCCUCAACUUCUCCGUGUUCUACUACGAGAUCCAGAAUGCGCCCGAGCAGGCCUGCCUCUUAGCCAAACAAGCCUUUGAUGACGCCAUAGCCGAGCUGGACACACUAAACGAGGAUUCCUAUAAGGACUCCACGCUCAUCAUGCAGCUGCUGCGAGACAACCUCACCCUCUGGACGAGCGACCAGCAGGACGAGGAAGCCGGAGAAGGCAACUGAGCGCCUCGGCCCACCCCCGCCCCGACCCCAUCACCACCGGUCCUUCCUCACCACAGUCACUAAGUAUCUAGUGCUAAACCUAUCUGUAUGGCAGCACAGCUACUCAGAUCUGCUCUCUGCCCCCGGGAAGCAGUUCCAGAUAAAUUUAUGGGCAUUGCUGGACUGAUGGUUGCUUUGAGCCCACAGGAGCUCCCUUUCUGAAUUGUGCAGACAGGUGCAUUCUGAAGGAGGCAUUUUCCUAUGCCUGCUGAUCUAGGUGAAGUGCAGGCGAAAGCCUCGGGGAAGUUAGGAGAAUUAACCACACAGGCUACAGUUGGUAUUUAAAUGGUCCACUUAAAACCAGCUGCUAGUGUUUUGUUAAAGCAGUACAUCUGUGCAUGCAAAAGUGAAUUCACCCCUCCCACCUCUUUCUUAGCUAAUGGAAAACUGUUAAGGGAAGCUGAUAUGAGAGACCACUUGCUCCUUUCCAUCAGCUUAAUAAACUUUAACGUGAGGUUUCAGUAGCGCCUUGUUUGCCUCUUUAAAUUAUGAUGUGCACAAACCUUCUUUUCAAUGCAAUGCAUCUAAAGUUUUGAUACCUGUAACUUUUUUUUUUUUUGGUUGCGACUGUUUAAGAAUCAUGGAUUUAUUUUUUUGUAACUAUUUGGCUAUUGUCCUUGUGUAUCCUGACAGCGCCAUGUGUGUCAGCCCAUGUCGAUCAAGAUGGGUAAUUAUGAAAUGCCAGACUUCUAAAUUAAAUGUUUUGGAAUUCAGUGGGUAAAUAAAUGCUGCUUUGGGGAUAUCA
This is a messenger RNA of Lagenorhynchus albirostris (white-beaked dolphin), 2072 nucleotides long. It is a transcript of the gene YWHAH, whose product is annotated as tyrosine 3-monooxygenase/tryptophan 5-monooxygenase activation protein eta. Lineage: Eukaryota; Metazoa; Chordata; Mammalia; Artiodactyla; Delphinidae. Gene Ontology annotation, cellular component: cytoplasm. The transcript has 2 exons. Bases 602 to 1288 code for a protein of 228 amino acids. Gene Ontology annotation, biological process: signal transduction. The record is from RefSeq and is a predicted model, not a curated record.